Molecule: messenger RNA, 2550 nt
Organism: Vavraia culicis subsp. floridensis
Lineage: Eukaryota; Fungi; Microsporidia; Pleistophoridae
Exons: 1
Coding region: 1-2550 (849 amino acids)
Biological process (GO): DNA topological change
Cellular component (GO): nucleus
Molecular function (GO): DNA binding; zinc ion binding; DNA topoisomerase type I (single strand cut, ATP-independent) activity
Source: RefSeq, a predicted model, not a curated record
AUGAAAAUACUCAAUAUAGCAGAAAAACCAUCGGUAGCAAAAUCGAUAACACGCACAAUAGUGAACACCUCCUCAACGGGGCAUACCAAGUACAAAUACACGCCCGUACACAAGUUCGUAUACAACUCCGAUGCUCAUGUUUUUACGAGCGUUCUGGGCCAUCUGUACACACAAGAAUUUACUGAGAACAGAAAAUGGACGGAAUGCGAUCCAAUAGCACUUUUUACAACGAAUAUCACAGAGUAUAUCAAGGAUGAGUUCAGAGCACUCAAGGAAAAUCUGCAGCAUUUGUCGGCGAGUGCAGACAAGGUCGUUAUAUGGACGGAUUGUGACAGAGAGGGAGAAUACAUCGCAUUGGAGAUUCAGAAAUUGCUGGGUAGACAGUGCUGGAGGGCGAGAUUUUCAGCUAUAACCCGUGACGAAAUUAUCAGAGCGAUGGAAAGCUAUCGCGAAAUCGACACAAAACAGUGCGACAGUGUAGCUGCACGAAUGGAGCUGGACCUGCGCAUCGGUGCAUCCUUUACACGUCUUCAAACACUGAAUCUUGCAGCUGACAAGAACGUAAUUUCGUACGGUUCAUGCCAAAUCCCCACACUUGGUUUCGUGGUGGAGCGUGCACUUGAGCGCAAAGACUUUGUUGCCGAAAAGUUUUUUACGCUCAAAAUUUCUAUCGUAAAAGACAGAAUGGUAAACAUUUUCUCAUGGGUACGGGGCAAUAUCUUUGACAAGAACUGCGUUCUUUAUUUUUUUAGGUACCUGACCGAUGAAACAUCGAAAGCAGUUGUAACGAAUGUUAACAAAGGAAAUGUGACAAGGUUUCGCCCGCUUCCGUUGCGCACAGUGGACAUGCAAAGGGUUCUAAGUAAGUCUAUGCCCAGCCAUAAGGUUAUGCAGGUAGCUGAGGCGUUGUACCAACGUGGUAUUAUAUCGUAUCCGCGUACAGAGACAGACAGCUUUCCAGCAAAUUUUGACUACAACAAGGUCAAAACGGAAAUUUUGAAAGGGAACCGCUAUAAUGUACAGAAUACUACGUUCAAGGGCCCUAGGAAUGGAAGAAACAACGAUUUUGCGCAUUUACCGAUCUAUCCCCUGAAACAUCCAUCAAAUUUGGCUGUUGACGAGAAAAUGGUUUAUAACUUCAUUGCCGAUCGAUUUAUUGCAUCGAUUUCGGAUGACGCUCUUUUAGAGGAACAUGUUGUCCAUUUAAGCAUGAAGGAUGAGAACUUUACAUUAAAAGGAACAAAAAUCGUGAAACACGGGUUUUUGAAAUUUUACCAUCAUGAUCGAGUGAGUGAGAAGAAUAUCGGUGUGUUUAGAGAGGGUGAAAGGUUUGAAAUAUCAAGGAUGGACAGCAUCUAUCCUCUGGGCGAAGAUAGCAGAACCAAACCAGAUAAUGAACACGAUAAUACAUCGGGGAACGCAGACAUGGUUGAUAGGCUGCAAAACAUGUCAAAGUGUGAGCCUCAAUUCAAACAGAAUAGCAUUUUUGUAAAUGAGGGCCUUACCAAACCACCGAACUACCUCACAGAAUCAGAACUUAUAGCGCUAAUGGACAAGAAUGGCAUUGGAACAGAUGCUACCAUCCACGAGCAUAUCAAAAAGAUUCUUGACAGAAAAUAUACAUUCAAAAAGGCAAAAUAUUUCAUACCGACAAAUCUUGGGCAUGGUUUGAUAUGUUGCUAUAAAACGCUAGAUCUAAAUCUUGACAAACCUGACUACAGGAGGGAAUUAGAGAAAAGCUUGAAAGAUAUUGAACUAGGAAAUAUUGACAAGGAAAGCGUUAUUAAUAGAGAGUUGGUGUGUUAUAGAAAAUUUUAUCUGAUAUUGCAGAAUAAUCUAGAUGUUAUGAAAGACAUCUUUAGGACCAGUAGCGGUGAUGACGAUGAUUUCGAUGGAGGUUCCACACCUAAAGAUGGAGUAACUGAUGCAUAUAUCAAAGAUAAUCGAAAAGGAACCAAAUCAAAACUACAAGAUGUUAAAAAAGACUAUAAAUAUAAGACUGGUGAUAUGGAAGAACAGUCACAUAACGUGAAAUUGGAUCAAGAGGAGUUUUCUGAUUACGGAACAAAGUUACGAGGCUCUAGCAAACGAAAUAAUGCUUCAGUCCGUAAGGUACCAACAGCAAAGGAAGAAAACACGAUAAAGAGCCGAAGCGUUUUACAGUCCAUCGUAAAUGACAUGACAUCAAUAAAAAAGAGCAGAAUAGAGAAGAUGAAUAAUCGUGCAGGCACAUAUCUGACUGACGAAGAAAAUGUUUUUUGUGACUGUCGGGAGAAAGCGAAGACAGAUCUCGUGAAAAAAGGCAAAAACAAAGAUAAAGAAUUUUACAGCUGCGCUAAGUUCCCUGAUGGAUGUAACUUUUUUCAAUGGAAGGGUUUGAUGAAGUUGAAGGAUGAGUUUGGACCGAAUGACGUGAAAUGUUUUUGCGGUGCAGGUGUUCGAAAAUUUAUUUCCAAUACGGAGAAAAACAGGGGAAAAGUGUUUUUUAAGUGUAAUAAAAGAUACAGGCCAUGCAAAUUUUUUAUGUGGGAAGAUGAAAUGACCAAUUAA